GCUUAUGGCGCUGGCCAACUUCAUCUGGUGGGCAUCUGGUUUCAGGUCGCGGUCGUGUGCGGCCUCCUCGUCAGUGUCCCCGUUGCGCUGAUGAACUUCUUGACCGAGACAAUCCUGCAGCCGUUCGGAUACGAGGAGGAGCAGCUGGACCUCGCACAACGAUACGCCGUCCUGAUCACAAUCGGCAUAGUUCCUCAGAUGGCUUUCGAGCGUUUUUUCCGGUACCUGCAGUCCAUCGCAGUUUUCGUGCCGACGAUGCUCACCAUGCUUCUUACCGUGUGCAUCUAUGCGGCGAUUGCGAUGCCAUUGGUUUACGGGGCUUUCGGCUGGAACGGUUUGGGCUUUGACGGCGCGCCGUUGGCUGUAUCUAUCGCGGCGUGGCUUCAGCUCGCGCUGCUGUGGCUGAUCGCUUGCCGCCUCGGCCGCAAGCACGAGACGACUUGGCCUGGCUGGCAUUGCCUGCGCGAGGCCGGCUCUGAGCUCUGGCGAUUUCAGCUGCUCAGUGCGUUUGCGGGCUUGCUCGGCGAGGUUGAAUUAUCCGCCCACAUGAUCGGCUUUCGCGUGAUCUACAUCGGUUACAUUUGCGUCUUCUCACUGUCGCUGGCCGGAACGCAGCGCGUCGGCUCAGCAUUGGGUGCUAAUCGCCCGGAGGCAGCGAAACGGAGUUGCUACGUUGGCGCCAUGUUUGCGGCGUGUUGCGCCCUCACUCUGGGUGUUGUCAUCACCACUCAUCGCGACCUCUUCGCUCGUGUAUUCACCGACGACCCGGCGCUGAUCGAAGAAUGCAAGUCGCUUGCGCCCGAGAUAGCUUUCUCGCAGUUCUUCAUGACCUUGGCAGACUACUUCAUUCCGAUGUUGAAUACGCAAGG
This is a messenger RNA of Prorocentrum cordatum, 869 nucleotides long. The record is from the annotation of a GenBank genome assembly. Lineage: Eukaryota; Dinophyceae; Prorocentrales; Prorocentraceae.